Messenger RNA from Carassius auratus (goldfish), 6900 nucleotides. RefSeq names its product storkhead-box protein 2-like. The coding region runs from base 1359 to 4121 and encodes 920 amino acids. Gene Ontology annotation, molecular function: RNA polymerase II transcription regulatory region sequence-specific DNA binding. Gene Ontology annotation, biological process: regulation of transcription by RNA polymerase II. NCBI's taxonomy places the organism in Eukaryota, Metazoa, Chordata, Actinopteri, Cypriniformes, Cyprinidae. The record is from RefSeq and is a predicted model, not a curated record. The transcript has 4 exons. Gene Ontology annotation, cellular component: nucleus; cytoplasm.
GCUGCCGUGGAGGGAUCUCUUUAAUUGCAUUCAAGAGGAAUUUCUCUUGCAGCUGGUGCUUCAACUGACGAGAGCGAGUGGGAAUUGUGAAUGACUUUGCCUGGAGAAUGAAGGGAUUUUUAGUGAAAAAAGCAGAGAAGAGAGAGAAAAUAUGUUGUUUUGGAAAAGGCACUGCAAGACUCAACUCUUUUGUCAUCCAUCUCUUGCAGAUAAGGGACCCCUCGUUCUCAUUUCUCACACGCUCUUUACUGCGACGGUUCGACUGUCUGGAGAGCUUGCGAGGCAGCAUAUGUAAAUAAAGCUCAGGGACUCUAUAGGCUGGGCGGUCUGCCAGAAAGUGAGAACCUUCAGGGCUUUCUCUCGCCGUCUCUUUGUGGCGAGAAGCGCACCCUGACUGGAUCAACAAGUCUGAAGACGGACAGCUCUUCAAAUCAUCAGGUGAAAAGUAGGAGCUGUAUGCACCAACCUCGCUUUUACGAGUGCUUGGUGCAAGAGAGGCAGGUCAGACAACACAGCCUGGAGAAAGACUAGAAGACGGACUGACCUUCAACGCGUCAGAAAUCUCCAAGUCUACCAAUGCACCCAAGCGGGUCUCUAUGUGACAUGUUAUUUUUCUUAAACCGAUUGAGCUCUUUCCUCAAUUGGAUUUGAAUCAGAGGAGGAGGAGGAUUUGGAUCUUGUCUCUCACAUAUAGGUUUUUUUGCCCCCCGCUUGUCAUUUCUGCAUGGUUGGAGGACCCUUGCCCUGCACACGAAGACUUUGUCUUCUCUUUGGUUUCUGGUCUUAAAAGUCUAAUUUGUUAUUGGGGGUCUCCUUUGUCUCGAUGGCUCUGCACUAGUGGAGUGAAGCGUGACUGAAUUGAUCUUUUGUCUGAAGCUAGGUUUCUUCUCACGGUGCGAAAACUCCGCAGCCCCCACACCGACCCCUCUAAAACCCCCUCCUUCCAUCUCUCCUACAUGAGUCCCCUCGUACCCUUCCUCCCUCCACUCCCACACACCUCCUCGUCUUCCAUCCACAUGCCACUGCGAUCGGCGAGCAUGUGAGAGUUCUGUGCAUGUGUGCUUCUGUUUGCAGAAAGCGUAAGCCAGGAUUAGGUGUGUAGAGGGUGAUGUGUUGCUUGAUGCAUCUUCAGUUGACCAAUUCAGGACCGGGAGGACCCCAAACCAUUCCUAAGGGAUUCCACAACCCGAACAUCUGUGAUUGAGUGUGUGUGCGUGCGUUUCACUGGAUGCACUUACAUUGGACUGACAGAAGUGGGGAGAGGUGGAUAACGACGGUAUCCCGCCAUGUUUGGAGUGUGAUCGCGGUGGUGUGAUAUCAGAGCUGGUGCCGGCACGCUGCGUUUAUCCAGGCUCAUCAUGAAAAAAACACGCAGCACCACUUUGCGCAGGGGCUGGCCCAGUUCCGAAUUCUCGGACCGAGCCUCCGAUCGCACGCGGUCACGGAGCGAAAAAGACUACCGGCUCCACAAACAUUACCCUAAACACUUCAUCUCUCACUGCCCUCAAGGAUUCAUGAUAACAGGUGAUGUGUCUCCCAUCAGUAUGUCUCCCAUCAGCCAAUCCCAGUUCAUCCCACUGGGAGAAAUCCUGUGCCUGGCCAUUUCUGCCAUGAACUCCGCUCGUAAGACUGUCACACAAGAGACUCUCAUCGAACACCUAGCAACAUGCUUCCCAGGCGUCCCCACUCCAAGUAUGGAAAUCCUGCGGCAUACGCUCAACAUGCUGGUCCGAGAGCGGAAGAUCUACCCCACCCCAGAGGGUUAUUUCAUUGUUACCCAGCAGACAUACUUCAUCACCCCUUCCCUCAUUAGGACUAACAGCAAGUGGUACCACCUUGACGAGAGGAUACCAGAACGCAUGCAGCAGCAGCAGCCGUGUACUUCUCCUCACUCGAGUACCAUGACACCCUCCACUUCGGGAUGUGUCCGGGAAAGGCCUCACCCCAAGAACCACAGUGACUCCUACAACAGCUACCGGGAGGACAUCCCUAGUACGCAUACCUUAACCUUACAGAGAAGGUCUAAGGAGCAUAAAGAGUCUUCUCCUGUGUCUCCGACCCCUCAGCAGCAGCCAACAGAGAAGAGUAAGAGUUCGCUUAGUUUUCCAUUUAAAACCGAGACAAACAGUAAAAACAAAGACGGAAGCAGCAGCAGCGGGGAAAAGCAGUCUAAGAAGUUCGGCCUAAAGCUUUUCAGGUUGAGCUUCAAGAAGGACAAGACGAAACAUCUAGCCACAUUUUCAGCCCAGUUUCCACCUGAGGAGUGGCCACUGCGGGACGAGGAGACACCGAGCACUGUUCCUAGAGAGGUGGAGAUGGAGAUCAUCCGUCGGAUCAACCCAGAUCUCACGGUGGAGAACCUUGCUCGUCACACAGCUGUAAUGAAGCGGUUGGAGGAGGAGAAGGCGCAGCGGAACAAAGCCAACUCCUCGGCUCAGCAGAGUGCCCGCAGCAAGAGGAGCCGCAGCCAUCGAAAGGCCCAGCAGGGCAAGGCAUCACGUUCCCAUAGCAAAACACGUGCAUCCAGGGGGGAUCCAUCUGAAGGAUCCAAUCUGGACAUAACCUAUGAUCGGGAUUACAGAUUCUACAGCUCCUCAUUGGUACGUUCACCACGCGAAACCAUGAUGUCCAUGGAGCGGAAUAGGGGGAAGUAUAUGGUUCACAGCAACCCCAAUAUUGUGGAGUCUCAUUUUACCACCGCUCCAGAGUGGGAUGUUUCUGGGGAACUGGCAAAGCGGCGGACAGAAAUGCCAUUCCCAGAACCAUCUAGGGCACAGUCACAUUCCAAAGUCCACCGAAGUCAUAGUCAUACGCAAGAGAGAAAGUCACGGAAUGAGAGGUCGGACAAGGCCAAAGAAAGGUCACGUUCCAUGGACAACUCCAAGGGACCACUAGGUGGUCCAUACUUGGGAGGCCCAGAGAACUUUGAGUGCAGUCCCGAUGACAGGAGUCGGUACUACACUGAUGACGGUACUUUGAGGGCAUCUGCACAGGCGACCCACUAUUCCCGCAUCAUGCUCUCUGCUGCUAGAUUACACCCUGACGUUUGUGUGCCUGAUGUUGGAAGAGGAUCCUCAGAGGAUGCUGUGCUUUACCGGACGCUGGAGAAGAGUAAAAGUAGGGAUAGUCUUCCUGCUUUCAAUGACUUGAAGUCUUGCUCUCCCAAAACACCGGUAGAUGACUACUUCCAGUGCACUGCAGCAAAUGAAGUCUCUCUGUCUGCCCCACCUUCUCUUGCAAAACCCAGCCAUGACUUUACAGAUAGUGUCUGGCAGGGGAUCUCCUCGGAACGACUGACCCCUCAUCUUACGCCACCUCACCCUACAGAAUAUAAAGAGGAGUCAGCAAAGGGACAAAGUAGCAUUUCUAUAGGGUCAACGAGCCAAACCCCCGAGCAUCUCCCCAAUGGACGACUGUUGCACCAACACAAUCCCGACUCAGGUGACUUGGACAAAAUGCCAGAGGUUUACAGCCAAGAGACUUUGUUCAAACCUCCAGACUAUGUUGAGAACAGCUUCUCAAGGCCAGGUACGAUAGGUAGGUCCCCUCACACCAAGUCGACAGAGGUCCUGGAGACUCAAGAGCAUUUUGAUAAACCUCUACCACUGACCGUGCCACCAUCCUCGGCUCAGGAGCAAGCUUCAUGCGCAGAAACCACCUUCGACUAUUAUAAUGUGUCGGAUGAUGACUCUGAAGAGACUAGUCAUAAGAACCGGGUGGAAGAGAAAGUUCGAGAAGAGGGAGGGACAAUGCAAUGGCUGCUGGAACGGGAGAAAGAGCGGGAUUUGCAACGGAAGUUUGAGAAGAACCUUACCUUUCUAAGUCCCAAGGAAGGUGAGAGCAACAACAGCCAAAAAUCAGUCCAUUCUACCCGAUUGGACAGUAUGGACUCCAGCAGUGUGACUGUGGACAGUGGAUUUAAUUCCCCACGCACGCGGGAAAGCCUUGCUUCGAACACCUCGAGUAAUGUGGAAAAUAGCAGGCGACAGAAUAUGGCUUUGAGUCCAGGACACAUUGGCACCAAAAGACCCCCGCCGCCCUACCAGCCCCCCAGCUUCCGCACCAUCCGUGAGCCGCCCGCCAACCGCACGGAGAAGCAGGCCUCCAUCACCAGCGUGUAGUGAUGGGGACGGCCGCCAAGCGCUCGUGUGACGCCUGUUCCUGCGCUUUUCUAAUGUAGACGUGUUUCAAUUCAUCACCAUUCACUGGAGGUGUCUUUUACUAUUUGGGAUAUUUGUAACAAAUACUGCUGCAGACAAACAAGUCACUUCAUUAGGACUAAAUUUACGCCGAUCUCUUUGGGAUGAAAUCCUCGAUCAAACUCAUUUGUAGGUGUCCUUUAUAGCUUCAUGCAUCCUCUACGGGUCUUAACUGUCUUCUGAUCCAAACUUGGCUGCGUUGCCUCUGCCUGUUCAUCCAUCGCUCUGUCUGGUGUGUCCCUCUGUACGCUCAGGUCCCUCUGAACUCUACUGACUUUGGCCGAAAUUUGAAGGCCACGAUAAUCUCCCUGGAAAUCAUGUUUCUGCUGGAAUCGUUCUAGCGCAUCCUUGUGUAUCGUCCUGCGUCCUGGGAUCUCUCUGGGACAUUUAUGUAGAAUCGGAACAAAACAUACCACCGCUAAUGCAUUAUUUGUUUAUAAAAAAAAAAAAAAAACCAAUUUAAAUAUUACUGGUGCUUUCUCAUUGAAUGGAGCAUUAUAUUAUUUAAAAAAGAAAAAUAAAACAUUUUGGAAUCAUUUUUCUUUUUCUUAUCUCCAGAGUUACUCUUUUAACCAGGUGCUCAAUUCCUAGAUGACACAGAAUACACACAUUGCUACCUCCACUAUUUGUACAGCUGUAGAGGGAGACAUGAGAGACGUCCACCCCACCUUACGCCCGCUGUAUUAGACCAACCACUAUCAGCUUACAAACUGUGAAUGUACUGCUAGUGCUUUUCAAUCACAUCUCCAUCAUCAAGCGUUAGGAAUCUACUGUUCUCAAACUAAUAGAGCCAAAUCUCAUCGUAAUAGAAAGGAGACUUGUGUAGAGUUUGGAAUCAUAUAGGACCCCUAUAGAGUGGAUCAUUUAGAACUUCAUAUCUCUGAAAUGUCCUGCCAUGUUCAGUUAUUUAUUGUUAUUAUGAUUAUUGUUAUGAUUACAAUGUUAUGAUUUUUCUUCAGUUAUUUUAGUGCACAAAUUCAUGGUAAGCAUUUAGAACAAUAUUUCAAUGCUUUUUGAGAUGUGGGGCAAAACGUAAUUAUUAUUUUAUUUAUUUAUUUAUGGGGGGGUGACUGCAUUGUUUUUAACACUUUUAAAAUAUGAAAAUAGAAAAUAUUUAUUUUAAAUAUUAAUAAUGUUUCAGUUUUUUAUAUUACAUUAGUUUAUAUAUACAUCAACUUGUUCCCUUUCUAUAAUUUGCCACCUCUAUCAUAAAGAUCGCAAAAAAAUUAAAAAAAAUUUGGAUCCUGUUACUAUUACCAACACUAGAAAACUAAAGUGGCUACAGCAAAUUAAUACAUAUAUGGUUAUGAUAGUGUGAUAUUUUCUUCAUUCUUAAGGUUGAAUGCUCAAUUUGUCAGUAUUUAUGAUAAAUAUUUGACAUCAGUCAGCUCAUUUUUAUAAAUAUUGACAAGUCUAGUCACGUGACCAUACACAAUUUGUAUCUGACCUGUGAACAAGUCUUGAAUAAAUUAUUAAUAAAGCAACAAAGCCAGAAAUCAUGUUUUCAAACAAGUUUACACAAAAUAAUUAUUUGAUGCAUUAACGUUUGUUCUUUGCCCUGUUUUGCCCCAAUAUUUAAAAACCAGUGAUUUCUAAAUUUUUACAUUUAAGUUAUAAAAUUGUAUUUUUUUUAUUCUGUGAAACAAUGUUUUCUGCUCCGUUUAGUGAACAUCUGUCAUAUUCAUCUGAGUACGAGUCCCCUCAUGAGUCUAGAGGACUGUAAAAUGUCAUGCUCUCCAAUAAAUGGAUAAACUGCAGCCAGGACUACCUUGUUAAACCAUUUUUGCACUAAUGCCUGUUCUCUGGUGACUGUAAAAAGAAGGGGAAAAAAUCAUCCGAAUGGAUGUUCUGUUUAUAAUGAACAUAUUUCAUACGAAAUACUGAUAGUCCAUGAAAUGUCUUCCCAGAACAUGAUGCAUUUCUUAUGGUUCUCAAUAACAUUGUUCCUUCUUGUGACAUUAUGUCAUUCUGUAAGAGAUUGCCUAUCUGUCAAGCGGAGUAUAAAAACCUACAAGGGGGAUUUUUUUUUUUUUUGAUAAAGUCUAUCAUAUUUAAAAAAAGAAAUUCCCCAUUUGUGUAGUUGUGCUGUUAAAUGUUUUAGUGUACUAAAUCCCUUCCUUGGGGAUUGUGUAACUUUUUAAGACAAUAAAAUAACAUGACAUGUUUCAUUUAACUGUGUGUGAUCUCUGUUGAGGUCAAUGCCAUAUAUGGAAAUAAAGUACCACAAAUAAUCACUAGAGGGCUUCACAAAAUCUGCAAACUCAAAGCAUUGACCUUGGAUGAAAAGUAUUUAAUAAUUUAUAUAUUUUCGUUUUUUUUCCAGUGAUUUUUGCCGUUUCAUCUAAAACCAUAAAACCACCCAGACAACACUUCAAGUUCCACUUUUAACUCGAAACAAACCUCGGAGGUUACCCAUUGUUCUCUUGCUUCAUUUGUUGUGUUUGCUUUCAUCCUGGGUUGCACACAUUUUAAAGUGACUAAAAUUUGAAACCAAUUUAAGCCUUGCCUAAAUUAAUAUUGCUCAUUUAUUGCACAAUUGUUAUUUCAGCAUAAAGCAUGACAGAAAUUUGGGAGUUUAUUCACCAUUACAGCUUUAAUAAUGCAUUAGAGAUACAACAACUGAGGAAUGCAUAUUUUCUGCCACAACUUGGAAGAAGCAUUAGCAACUUUUUCCUAUGCAGCAAAAUAUGGUAAAAAAAAA